Molecule: messenger RNA, 297 nt
Organism: Coregonus clupeaformis (lake whitefish)
Lineage: Eukaryota; Metazoa; Chordata; Actinopteri; Salmoniformes; Salmonidae
Source: the annotation of a RefSeq genome assembly
AUGACACCAGUACACUUCAGCUUUACCUCAGCCUUUGUUCUAGGACUGAUAGGACUCGCAUUCCACCGCACCCACCUUCUCUCAGCCCUUCUUUGCCUAGAAGGAAUAAUACUCUCUCUAUUUAUUGCCCUAUCCCUCUGGGCACUUCAAAUAGAAGCAACCGGUUAUUCGGUAGCCCCUAUGCUGUUGCUAGCCUUCUCAGCCUGUGAAGCCAGCGCAGGCCUGGCCCUACUAGUAGCAACUGCACGGACACACGGUACGGACCGCCUCCAAAGCCUCAACCUUCUCCAAUGUUAA